Molecule: messenger RNA, 6590 nt
Organism: Mugil cephalus (flathead mullet)
Lineage: Eukaryota; Metazoa; Chordata; Actinopteri; Mugiliformes; Mugilidae
Gene: bicral
Product: BICRA like chromatin remodeling complex associated protein
Exons: 13
Coding region: 1753-4119 (788 amino acids)
Biological process (GO): positive regulation of DNA-templated transcription
Cellular component (GO): SWI/SNF complex
Source: RefSeq, a predicted model, not a curated record
CUUCCUUCAGGGAGGGAAGAGAGUUUGAGCGGAGAGAAAAAUCUAUCCGAGACAGAACAGGGACAGUGAGAAAAAUAUAUGAGUGGGAGAGGGAGAAGGAGGAGGAGGAGAAGGAGGGGGGAGCAAAUUAAAAGUUGCCAAAUGGAGAUAUUGGGUUUCAAGAGGAGUGAGACAGGAGUAAAGGGUUUGCCUCUUUGAGUCGUCUUUAUGUUAUGCUAAUCCGGAUAAAUAUUUAUGGCUCGGCGCGGUUUAGUCCUGUAGCUUUUUCGGCGAAUUCUUGCCGACGUUUCGCCCCCAAAACAGGCGUCGUGGACAUCGCGGCUAGCUAACACACCAGCACAGGCCGGCGUUAAAAGUUAAAAUGCGGCGGAGCGUCCAGCCCAGAUCCAGGGACCGGCACAAGAUCAAAAAUAAUAACCCCAGGUUGAACCGAGGUCGCUUUGGGUAUAUCGAGAGAAAUGUGACGUUUUUUCUUUCUUUUUUUUUUUCUCCUGCUGGCAGACGAGCUGCAUAGAGGACAAAUGAAAGCCUCCCCGACUGAGAAAGGAAAGAGCACGUCAGCGGGCGUUUUUGUGCUGCUUGAAUGCGAUUAUCAUUCUGUCGAUUCGGUCUAUUUUUGGAAAUAAAACUUGCAAGCUCUACGUUAGCCGUGUUUCUAAGUCGACGGUGGUGUCGUACGGCUCCGGAGAGGCAGGGACUAGCUUGGUUUGGCGUCGCAGAAGCAGACAUGCUAGGGCGGCUUGGCAGUGGCUGGGUUUUAGCUUUAAAAUUAAACAAAUUAAAUUAAAUUUUCGCUUAAAACGCCUCUUUGUUUCGUUUCGCAUUGAUAAAAUUAUCUCAAACCGCUUCUACGGGCUCAUUUUUUGGACGUUUUAGCUUAGCGAAGUCUUCUUUUUUCUUAUAUGUAGCUAAAACAAAAAUCAGUUGGACCCUGUUGAGGUUUUGUGCCUCGUUUGGCAGAUUAAUAAUUUAUUUCGCAUACAAGCAGUUCUCAUUUGGAGCUUUAUGUGACUUAAAAUAUAGUUAAUUUAUUCUUAAAUUCGCCACUUGUUCCACAAACGCUUUGUACCAACUUCUCAAGAACGACGAAGCCUCGCUGUCUGUAGUAGCACGAAGAAUUUUUUUGAUUUUUAAUAUAUUUAUAAAAAGAAAACGCGACUCAGUUUUCAAGAAAAUAAUUCGUUGUGCUUGAUUUUAUAUUUAUGGGAUUAAAAGCAGUCAGUUGAAUCACCAUUAAAAUGCUACAGCACCGUCUGUCUUUGUUCUCCCUGAACCAAAGAUGGAGGCUGAACAUGGCUCCGCCGUAAAGACAGCCUUUGGCAUGGUAACAGCCAUUUUGUAGCAUUGCAGUCGAAACGUUUUGCACACACUGAAAAACCAGCAGAACCAAACAAACCACAUUUUACUCACCACUUUUCCACAACCCAAACAUAAAAUAUACACCCCACACAUUUUAUUUGCUCAGAUUAUUUAUUAGUGACUAUAGGAAUUUUUCUUUUCAAAUAGCCUUUCUGCAUGUUGCUUAAAUAAAGUGACUACAUGGACACUUUAACAGUCUGAUAAUUUAUGUGUUUGAUCAUUUUUAUGGCCCCCCUAUUAUCACCAAGAUACACGCUUACUUCAGCUGACCAGCACAACUCAUAGAGCUGUCUUCAAUGUUGGGAUCAGACUCAAAACAAAGCCCAGCCUGUUACAGGACGGAAAAAGGGUGUUAAAUGACUGAAUCCAUGCUUUCUGCUGGAAAUCUGUGUCAUGGAUGAUGAGGACGAUCGCCAUCUUCUGGAUAUUUUAGGAGAUGUGGAUGCACUGAAUGACUAUCUCCAUGGCAGCAACAGCAAGUCUAUUGAGGAGGACGAUGUGACAAAUGCAGCAUAUGGGUCGGAUGCAUCCUUCUUUGGUAGUGACACAACGAGCUCCAACACCGGCCUCAAGGAUGGCUCUUCUACAAUGGGCGACUUUGGCGAGGAUUCGGCCACGGCGGGCCUCCAGCUCUCGAGCAGCCUCUCGUUUAUCGAGGACGAACUGGGGGGCGCGACUUCCCCCGGGGACGUGGACCUCGGGGGAGAGGAUCAGCCCUUUGACAUCCUCCAGAAGUCCCUCCUGGAAGCUGACAUCACGGAGCAGACGUUGGUGCAGGAGGCCUUGCUGGACUCCCAGCCGGCCCCCACUCUAGUGCAGGCUCCCGGUCCCUUUUCCUCCCAGCUGGUCUCGGGGGGUUACGGAGGUGGGGUGGGCGUGGUGACCACGGCGACGGCCGCGUUCCCUGCCGGACAGUUCCUCCAGGGAAUGUCCUCGCUGCCCAAUGGCUCCGCCCAGCACAUUCAGGUGUUGGGCUCUUUCGGGGGGAGCGGCGGCGUGAUGACUCUGAGCAGCUUGGAAAGAACCCCUCAGCUCGUGCUAAGGCCGGGCGCAACCGUGGCUCCGGGUGGGAACGCGACAGGGGGGCAGGUGUUUGCCCCUACGCAGGGGCAGGUAGGCCAAGUCAGCCUACCUUUCAAAAACAUCCCCCUUCAAAACAUCAUCAUCCAGAGAAGCCCGGGAGGGACCCAGACUCUGGUCAGACCAAUCCAGCCUAAACCUCUUCAAGCCGGGGCUCAGACUGUCUAUAGCCUUGGUCUUCAGCCCACUCCCGCCUCCAUGGCUAAUGUAGUGAACGCUAACACUGCUGCUCCAGGGGGGCAGUACACAGCUAAUGGCUCCAUUGUAGUGCAGCCUCCUCUGGAGCAGCAACAAGCGCAGGCCCAGACGAACAUGCAACCCGGACAGUUCUUGCUUCCCAGCUCCUUGUCGCUCACUCCGCCCAACAGCAUCCACAACGGCCCCGUGGACCCCAACUCAAGCACCCUGAUAACCAGUCAAAACACAGUGCAGAUCGUCGCAGGGCAGAACUUCACCUCCCCACAAGGCGGUCAGUUAAUUUUGAACCCGGGAGUGGUGAGCGGGGGUCAGGUUGGAGGAGGUGUGACUCAGACAUGGACCGGAGUAUCUUGUGCGAGCACCACGCCCGUACAGACAUCGUGUGCUCCUGGGCGACUGACUCUGGUUGGCCCGGCGACAGUAGGGAUCGGAGGUCAGGGCCAAGUGUCAGCUGGUCCUGUACAGCGCCUUCUAGUGACUACAACUCAGAAUUGCACUUCUUUGUCCCCUUUAACUGGGAGUGUGACACAGGAACAAGACUACAAACAGAAUUCUUCUUCACCUGCCCUCAACCAGACACAUCUGAGCAGCAUCCAUGCCAUGAAAACCAUGACGCAAGAUUCAACGCUAAACUCAGAGGCACAGAAGAGGCCUGCCCUUCCACCACUUACAAGAAGCGGAAUGUUUUUACAGCACUUGAGGAAGGAUCACGCUGGAGUUCAGACCCCAGAUCGACGUCAGUUCACUUCGAUUGACGAUGCGCUGCUAAGACUCCUCCCGUACCACGUGUUCCAGGGCGCUCCACCGAGCCAGGACGAGUUCUCACAAGUGGACGAGGAGUUUGAGGUAGUUGCUACUCAGGUGCUGAAAAGAACCCAGGCCAUGGUCAACAAAUACAGACGACUACUGAUGGUAGAAGCUGAGCGUUCCAGUCCAUCUUCAGAAAUGGUGAUGAUUGACAGGACCUUCAACCAAGAGGAGCGCAGCAACCUGACGCAGGACAAGCGCAUGGUACUAGUGGACCCAGACAGCUUCUUGGAGGACUUCUGUUGUGGGAUGAAGUCCAAACGUUUCAAAGACCCGCCCCCCCCUCAGUCGAUGCCCAGCUCUGAUCAGUCAGACCGAGGCUCCACGGAGCCGCCGUACAGGACAGACUCCCAGCCGGCGUUCGGAGACCCGGGAGGGGGCGGGGCCGCGGGACCUAGUUCAACCGAGAGACUACAGCCAACACACGCGGAAAACAAGAGCGUGUUGGAGCUGAAGAAACUGCAGCAACGCUACGGGCCCAGCAGCGGAGGUAACAGCAACAACAACAGCCUCGUCGCUGCCAACAGUUACCCCCAAGGUAAACCUUCGUCGUUUGCAGCAGCGUCGGGGGCACAGUCGCAAUUCAACUCGUACAGCCCUGAACUCACCUCACCACCUCACCCCGACACAGAUUCUGCUCUGGAGGCGGCAGUCAACAGCAUCCUAGAAUGUUAAUGUUCCACAUCUCCCCCCCCCCCAACGGAUUGUUCUUUUGUGUUGUCUGUGUACAUUUUUUUUUUUUUUGUCAAACACCCUGUGUGAAGAGAGGUUACCUCUUCUUUCAGGUCUUGGCGACACGCAGCCAUGUAGCAUGUUUGUAGUUUGCUUUUGAGGCAUUACGUCGGAAUCAAGAGAGUCUGUCGAGGUGCUCGGUUGAGAGGGGCACUUACAGUUACCUUUAAAGAUCCGGGAAUGUGUGCAAUGCAAUGGACUUACUAAUAGAUGCAAAAUUUUUCGUUUAUUUUAACCUUGUUUUAAAGUCGCAGGUUCUGCGGCUCUUAACGUUGCAGCUCUGAACGCGAGGGUGUUCCUCUCUUCACACACCACUUGAUAUGUUGUGCCAGUUUAUGACGCCCCCACCCCCCGACUACCUAUGCUGAACAACAGGGACGAGGAGGAGGGACAAAGUGACGACUCUGUGCCUGAUUCUAGGUUUUUACGUGGAAGUGUUUACAUGAAGAAACAGAAAUAUCCAUUCAACCAUUUCCUUCCUGCAUUACAAAACAGGAACAAUGCACACACACACACACACACUUGCAUCAGUAGAUUCAUGGUUCAGAGAUGUAGGUUUCAUUCACGAGAAGCUCAGUAGAGACACAUUCACAUAGACAAAUUGCACUAAACAUACUGUUGCUUAUUUCAGGAACUAUAUGAAUAAGAGGCAGCGUUUGGAACGAACCCAAAUCGGUGUUCCUGCUUUCAGCUCCCUAACGUUAAUCACACCACAAACCAGUCAAACUAGUCACCCGGACACUUAUAGUAGUGCUACUGUACUCGUCAGUGCUUUUCUUUUUCUUGAGCUGAAGUCACGUUUUUCUUUUUGUACCUUAAAGGUAUGCAAGUCCCGACACAGACAGGACAAAUCUCAACCACUCUUUAUCAUUUUGACAGUUUGUGUUCGUGGAGUUAAGUCCUCAGAUUGAGGAACAUAUGAAUGAUUUUUUUUUUUUUUUCAGAGGUGACAUUUAAAAAAAAAAGAAAACGAGGACUGUUUUUUGUUUGUCGUGAUGUGUUUCCCUCCAACGUUGUGAACAUGACUGUACGGUCGUGAGUUUAAAUAAUGAUCCUCGAGGGUCGUUGAUUGUACGUUUCUGUUUUUUCUUCGUCUGCCUUCUGCAUAGAAUUAUAUAUCGAUCAUAUCUGUUCAUCCACGCUUUACUACCUUGACACGUUUAUGAGUGUGCUGUGCGUUCACGUGUAUCCGUACACACCGGUUUAACGGCUACGUUGUCAUGUAGUCCGGUAGUUUAUACUUCUGACUUUUGUUCCCGCGCGUUUUUUCUCAGUUCCACUUCGUUUUUCUCACUUUUAGUCGUUCUUUUCGAGCUCUUCUCACAUUUCUCCCUCUCAGCAGCGCAACCAAAAUUAGUAGAAGAGAGCGCGGUCUUGUCCAGAAUCUCCCUCUGAUGUUUUUCUUCAACUCAUAUAAAUAUAUAUAUGACUGUAGUGUUUCCUCUGAAGCCAGAAUGAUGGAUGCGUAUUUUUAGUUUUUAAAGCAAAAAAGAACAAUUACUGUGAUGAUUCAAUACGAUAAGGAAUCGUUAAUGUAUGACUACGUAUUUCUAUACUUAUUUAUUUUACUUUUUUUUCUCGAAUCUAGUGAAUCUGCACUAUGGUGUAAGCAAGAAACUGUGUUCUGCUGAACCCGACACAGGACCAAAGGCUAGGUUAAAUGUAUUAAAAUGCUCCCGGGGGGAUCGAUUCCUGGACGGCGCCGCUCUUCUCCUACGAACAUGUCUGUGAAAUAUGCUUGCCAAUAGGCUACAGAAGUAGACUGAAGGCCUUUUAUAUGGGGUGACGGAGAACCCAUUUAUUAUUUUAUUUUAUUUUUUUUUCCUCGAGUGCCAGUGGCAAUUGCAGCCUGCCUGUUAUCUCCUGUAUCUCUGCCUCAACCCUCGUAGACCUCUUCUAUCAACCACUGAGAAAUUGUUGCUUCUAGUCACCGACUGCUGCAAGAUUUUUGUGCCUCUAUAGCACUUACAUCCACGAGGGUUAGUUCUAGGCUCGCAUAAGUAGGGACAUGUCCAGUGUUGGUGAAACAUUGCGUUAUCUGGAUGCAUAUCACGGUCCCGAGGGACCUGGUAGGAACAUACUGUGCUUUUUUUCUCCCUUUUGUUUUUUAGUGCAGAGAUUUGUUUUUCUGCCUCCAUUUUCACUGUUGUUUUGUCCCAGUUUAUUUGUAUAGUUGGUUUUGUAUAAAAAAAAAAAUUAAAAGUUAAACACAAAAUAUUUAUAAUUUUUGUAUGGAGAAAAAAACAGAAUGUACAAAAAAAAAAAACAAACAUAAAAAUUAUUUUUUAUUGUGUUGGCUAAGAGGCGGUGUGAGGAAAACUCAUUACAAAAAUGCUGUCAUGUCUUCAUUUGUAGCUAAUGUGUGUUCACUACAGCAGCAAGGAGAGUCGACAAUAAAUUCAUUUUGAAUACAA